GCCAUUCCCUCUUGCUCUUGACCACAUUCCCCAGGAAGCGCCGACAAUGGAAGUUGACACGCUCGCUCCGGUCUGGCUCCCUGCAGAGCUCGAGGACGAAAUUUUGUCGUGGGCGGCUAUCAUCGUUCCCAGCGACGCUCUUUCCCUCACCCUCGUCUCGCGACGAGUGCACAACGUCAUCAAUCCCCUCAUUUACUCCACCGUCGUCCUCGACUCCUCCGCGCGGCAUGUCGUGAACCUCGGGCGCGUGCAAAAGUUCCUGCGCACGCUGGACAUGAAGCCGCCUGCGUUCUUCGCGCGCACGGUCAAGAGCCUCUGCGUCACCUGCGCCGUCGGCCCUGAGAUCGCCACGCGCGUGCUCGCCAUCUGCUCCGGCGUGCAGCACUUGGCGUGCUGGGUCAAGUUCGACGACCGCGAGGCGAUCGUUCCCUUCCUCCACCGCAUGCCCCUCCGCAGCCUCAACAUCGAGCUUGGCACCUUCAACACCGUCCUCUCGCCCCUCUGCCGCGCACGGGACGACAGCGUGUCCACCCCCACCUCAGCACCGGCCACCGAUCGGCAAAUGGCCGUCUCCGCGUGCUCGUGGCCGUCCACCCUCAAACACCUCGAGCUCGUCUACUGGGAUACCCCGCCUGCGCUCGCCGACCUCACGGCGCUUCCAGCCCUCACCCAGGUCAAUCUGUUCUGGGGUCAGGACGGGCCGUACCCGGAGGCGAUCAGCACGGCCAUCGAAACCUGCGCCCGCCUCGAAAUCCUUCGUGUGCUCGUGUACGAUGCCGUCGAGGACAUAGACGGGCGGAAGAGUGACCUCCACAAGGACACCCGCGUUAAGCGCUGUGUUCCCGCGUCUCCAGCUGUCAAGAUGUGGUCAAACUACUUAGACGGCUCAGGCCCAGGCUGCUGGUCGCCUUGAGCGCGCCAUCCCACUGGAUGCUUUACGUGCUCAAAAAGUUACCGAGGGCCGUUAGAGAGCCUUCACUCUAUUUAUCUGAUCGGGUCUGCGGCGCCUGCCAGAGCCGGCGCAGCGUGGUUGGGGUAUUUAUCACUAAUGGGUUCCUUCUCGAAAGGACGUGGUCGCUGCCCGCGACAUAUACUACUAAUGGAUCUCACCUUCGUUAUACCUAGACCAAUAGAACUUCGUCACUGGAUAUAUCUUCGUCCCUUGUUAUGA
This is a messenger RNA of Schizophyllum commune H4-8, 1171 nucleotides long. RefSeq lists its product as uncharacterized. The record is from RefSeq and is a predicted model, not a curated record. NCBI's taxonomy places the organism in Eukaryota, Fungi, Basidiomycota, Agaricomycetes, Agaricales, Schizophyllaceae. The transcript has 3 exons. The coding region runs from base 47 to 913 and encodes 288 amino acids.